Molecule: messenger RNA, 474 nt
Organism: Cricetulus griseus (Chinese hamster)
Lineage: Eukaryota; Metazoa; Chordata; Mammalia; Rodentia; Cricetidae
Source: RefSeq, a predicted model, not a curated record
AUGGCCAAGAGAUUGAAAAGAGGUGUCUGCGUGAAGAUCAACCACUUCCCGGAGGACACGGACUACGACCAUGACAGCGCGGAGUACCUGCUCCAGGUAAACCUGGCAGCUGCUGUGGUAGCCCUGCAGAGCCUGACAGCCAUGGCCUUGGGCUGCCUCUGUGUCAUCAUGGUACUCAGUAAAGGUGCAGAAUUCCUGCUCCGCUUGGGAGCUGUCUGCUUUGGCCUCUCAGGCGUGCUGCUCUUCGUCAGCCUGGAGGUAUUCCGGCAUUCCGUUAGAGCCCUGCUUCAGGGAGCCAGCCCUGAGACGCCCCCAGCUCCACGCCACUUGACCAAUGAGUAUUCCUGGUCCCUGGGCUGUGGCGUGGGUGCCGGCCUGAUCCUGCUGCUGGGGGGAAUCUGUUUCCUGCUACUCACCCUGCCUUCCUGGCCCUGGGGGUCACUGUGUCCCAAGCGGGGUGACCCGACCACCUAG